Molecule: messenger RNA, 3500 nt
Organism: Equus quagga
Lineage: Eukaryota; Metazoa; Chordata; Mammalia; Perissodactyla; Equidae
Gene: CACNB2
Product: calcium voltage-gated channel auxiliary subunit beta 2
Exons: 14
Coding region: 487-2385 (632 amino acids)
Biological process (GO): neuromuscular junction development; chemical synaptic transmission; regulation of voltage-gated calcium channel activity
Cellular component (GO): voltage-gated calcium channel complex
Molecular function (GO): high voltage-gated calcium channel activity; protein binding
Source: RefSeq, a predicted model, not a curated record
UCGAGCCGACUUUUCGCCAAUGGUCCAAAGCGACAUGUCCAAGUCGCCUCCCACAGCGGCGGCGGCGGUGGCGCAGGAGAUCCAGAUGGAGCUGCUGGAGAACGCGGCUCCCGCGGGGGCGCUCGGAGCGGCCGCACAGGUAGCGAGAGCGCAGCGCCUUCUCCUUUCUUUGUGAGCCGCCCGGGCGCCGACCUCCAUCUCUCCGGGCGCCUCCUCUCCUAGCAUCCCUACCCUGCCGCUCCCUGCUGCCUGGGUCUCCUCCGCCACCUCCUCCUUCCUCGCCCUUUGCCACCCACUCUCCUCUCCUGGCGCCAGUGACCCUGCCCCUUUUCGCCUUUCCCUGGCUCUUCUCCGGCUUCCAUUUUUCUCUGCUUCCGAAAAGCAAGUGGGAAGGGGCGGGGGAGACCUCCCGGUCUUCAGAGGCUGCCCCCGGACUGCUCCGGUCAGCCCUCCUCGCCCCUUCCCGGGAGAGGCACAUGGAGAGACAUGAACCAGGCGAGUGGACUGGACCUGCUCAAGAUCUCAUAUGGAAAAGGAGCUAGAAGGAAAAACAGAUUUAAAGGAUCGGAUGGGAGCACUUCUUCUGACACUACCUCAAAUAGUUUCGUUCGUCAGGGUUCGGCAGACUCCUACACCAGCCGUCCAUCUGACUCAGAUGUUUCUUUGGAGGAAGAUCGAGAGGCAGUGCGCAGAGAAGCAGAGCGACAGGCCCAGGCGCAGUUGGAAAAAUCCAAGACAAAGCCCGUUGCAUUUGCCGUUCGGACAAAUGUCAGCUACAGUGCAGCCCAUGAAGAUGAUGUUCCGGUGCCAGGCAUGGCCAUCUCUUUCGAAGCAAAAGAUUUUCUGCAUGUUAAGGAAAAAUUUAACAAUGACUGGUGGAUAGGGCGAUUGGUUAAAGAAGGCUGUGAAAUCGGAUUCAUUCCAAGCCCAGUCAAACUAGAAAAUAUGAGGCUACAGCAUGAACAGAGAGCCAAGCAAGGGAAAUUCUACUCCAGUAAAUCAGGAGGAAAUUCAUCAUCCAGUUUGGGUGACAUAGUACCUAGUUCCAGAAAGUCUACACCUCCGUCCUCUGCUAUAGACAUAGAUGCUACUGGCUUAGAUGCAGAAGAAAAUGAUAUUCCAGCAAACCACCGCUCCCCUAAACCCAGUGCAAACAGUGUAACGUCACCCCACUCCAAAGAGAAAAGAAUGCCCUUCUUUAAGAAGACAGAGCACACUCCUCCUUAUGACGUGGUACCUUCCAUGCGACCAGUGGUCCUGGUGGGCCCUUCUCUGAAGGGGUACGAGGUCACGGAUAUGAUGCAGAAAGCAUUGUUUGAUUUUUUAAAACACAGAUUUGAAGGACGGAUAUCUAUCACGAGGGUCACCGCUGACAUCUCACUGGCCAAACGCUCUGUGUUAAACAAUCCCAGUAAGCACGCAAUAAUAGAGAGAUCCAACACAAGGUCAAGCUUAGCGGAAGUUCAGAGUGAAAUUGAAAGGAUUUUUGAACUUGCAAGAACGUUGCAACUGGUAGUCCUUGAUGCAGAUACUAUUAAUCAUCCAGCUCAACUUAGUAAAACCUCUUUGGCCCCUAUUAUAGUGUACGUAAAGAUUUCUUCUCCUAAGGUUUUACAAAGGUUAAUAAAAUCUCGAGGGAAAUCUCAAGCUAAACACCUCAAUGUCCAAAUGGUGGCAGCUGAUAAACUGGCCCAGUGUCCUCCAGAGUUGUUUGAUGUGAUCUUGGAUGAGAACCAGCUCGAGGAUGCCUGUGAGCACCUUGCCGACUAUCUGGAGGCCUACUGGAAGGCCACCCACCCUCCCAGCAGCAGUCUCCCCAACCCUCUCCUUAGCCGCACGUUAGCCACUUCAACUCUGCCUGUUAGCCCCGCUCUAGCCUCUAAUUCACAGGGUUCUCAAGGCGAUCAGAGGACUGACCGCUCUGCUCCUGCCCGUUCUGCUUCCCAAGCUGAAGAAGAACCCUGCCUGGAACCAGUCAAGAGAUCCCAGCACCGUUCUUCCUCCUCAGCCCAGCACCACAACCAUCGCAGUGGGACAAGUCGAGGCCUCUCCAGGCAAGAGACGUUUGACUCGGAAACCCAGGAGAGUCGAGACUCUGCCUACGUAGAGCCAAAGGAAGAUUACUGCCACGAACACGUGGACCACUAUGCCCCACACCGUGACCACAACCACAGAGAUGAGCCCCACGGGAGCAGUGAGCAUAGACACAGGGAGUCUCGGCACCGUGCCAGGGACUUGGAUCGAGAGCAGGACCACAACGAGUGCAACAAACAGCGAAGCCGCCAUAAAUCCAAGGAUCGCUAUUGUGACAAGGAUGGAGAAGGAAUAUCCAAAAAACGGAACGAGGCUGGGGAAUGGAAUAGGGAUGUUUACAUCCGCCAAUAACUUUGGCCCUUUUGUGUUUUUUUUUUUUUUUUAAGUAAGUCUUGUAUAACAGCACCCUCAAACUAAAUCUUUGGGGGGGUCUACAUUGCAAUCAUAUGUGAUCUGUCUUGUAUAUUUUGUACUGCUGUUGCUUGAAUAGCAAUAGCAUGAAAUAGAGUAUUAAUAUACUUUUUUUUCUUUUGUAAGUGCUAUAUAAAUUCGCCUGGUAUGGCUGCAGUCCUCCGGUUGUAUACUGGACUUUUUCAAAAACUGUUUGGGGUAGCUGCCACUUGAACAAAAUCCGUUGCCAUCCACGUGGCGUUAGUAUUUUAAGAAAUGUAGUUGUUUUCAAAAAUGUAGUUGAUGUAUCCAGCAAGCCAGAAUCAGCCAAGAUAAGAAGUGGAAUUUCUUGAUUCUCCAUAUUUUAAAUAUGUAGGCACCUGAUUUGCAUAUUCAUUCAUCCAUGGACCACUGUUUCUUGCUUGUACCUCUGGCUGACUAAAUUUGGGGACAGGUUCUGUCUUGCCUUACACAAAGGGGAUCAUAAAGUUAGAAUCUAUUUUCUAUGUACUAGUACUGUGUACUGUAUAGACAGUUUGUAAAUGUUAUUUCUGCAAACACCUUCUUAUGAUAAUUAUAUAUAUAAUAUAUAUAUAUAUAUAUCAGUUUGAUCACACUAUUUUAGAGUCUUAAUGCCAAGUCAGCAGAUUUGCUUUAUGAAUUACAGGGACUAGAAAUGCCCACCUUCAGGAAAUUUGUAAUAACAUCAUCUAGACACCUAUCCCCACUCUAGUAGAAAGUCUGUACAUACUGUAAAUACGUGUGAUUGCUUGACUUGAAAAGGUUUGAUUUCUGAAUGUUUUACCAUCCUUGUAAGUUUAUAAUUUUGACCAUAAAUUAUGGUAAAUAUAACCAAACUCCAAAGGUUGUUCUAAUCCAUGCAGUUCACACUGAUUGUGACAAACACAUUCUUAGUAGCUAGUGUCUUACGUCACUGCACUGGAAUAUACGAGCCGGAACUCUGUGUGCGUGCACGUCUGUGUGUAAGCGUGUGCGUGAGUGACUGGUUGAGAUGAAUCUGAAUGCUGAAGACUUGUCAAGAAACUAGAGACUGAUAUCCAGAAUUCUACCCACCU